Messenger RNA from Pseudophryne corroboree (corroboree frog), 4948 nucleotides. It is a transcript of the gene ITGA11, whose product is annotated as integrin subunit alpha 11. NCBI's taxonomy places the organism in Eukaryota, Metazoa, Chordata, Amphibia, Anura, Myobatrachidae. Bases 78 to 3659 code for a protein of 1193 amino acids. Gene Ontology annotation, molecular function: integrin binding. Gene Ontology annotation, biological process: cell adhesion mediated by integrin; cell-cell adhesion; integrin-mediated signaling pathway. The transcript is spliced from 30 exons. Gene Ontology annotation, cellular component: integrin complex; external side of plasma membrane. The record is from RefSeq and is a predicted model, not a curated record.
GGGAAUAGCGGAGGCUGAAGUGGGAAAGUGGCAGCUUCACCAGCUACCAGUCUGGCAGAGGGAUCACCACUGACAGAAUGAGAGUCUGGAGCAUGGACCACUGGACAGGGCUCAUUACUGCCUGGAAUCUUCUCCUGCUGACAGGUCUCACUAAUACAUUCAACAUUGAUGAAAAGAAACCAAGGAUAAUCCCUGGGUCAAAGGAUGCUUUCUUUGGCUAUACUGUACAGCAGCACCAGAUUGCAGGCAAGAAAUGGCUGGUGGUGGGAGCCCCCUUUGAUCAGAAUGGAGCUCAGAAGACUGGGGACAUAUACCGAUGUUCGAUCACCAAUGAUACCUCCAGUGACUGCAGCAAACUUGGAAUUGGCAGGGUGACGCUGUCCAACAUCUCGGAGCGAAAGGAUAACAUGCGCUUGGGAAUGAGCUUAGUCACAAAUCCCAAAGACAACAGCUUUCUGGCGUGCAGUCCACUCUGGUCUCACGAGUGUGGAAGCUCUUAUUAUACCACUGGGAUGUGCUCCAGAGUCAAUGCCAAUUUCCGCUUCUCCAGAAUUGUGGCCCCUGCUCUGCAAAGAUGUCCAACUUUCAUGGAUAUUGUCAUUGUGCUGGAUGGAUCUAACAGCAUCUACCCUUGGGCGGAGGUACAGAGCUUCCUCAUCAGCAUCCUGCAGAAAUUCUAUAUUGCACCGGGUCAGAUUCAGGUUGGGGUACUGCAGUACGGCGAGGAGGUUGUCCAUGAAUUCUUCUUGAAUGACUUUCGCUCAGUGAAUGAAGUGGUGGAGGCUGCAAAGCGUAUUGAGCAGAGAGGGGGCACAGAGACCCGCACGGCACUGGGCAUCGAGAAAGCCACGACUGAGGCAUUCCAGCAUGGUGGACGGAAGGGAGCCAAGAAAGUGAUGAUUGUUAUUACAGAUGGGGAAUCCCACGACAGCCCUGACCUGGACAGGGUGAUAGAGAGCAGUGAAAGAGACAACAUAACCCGCUACGCAGUGGCGGUUCUGGGAUAUUAUAACAGACGAGGGAUUAAUCCUGAAGCUUUCCUGAAUGAGAUCAAAUUCAUUGCCAGUGACCCUGAUGACAAGCACUUCUUUAAUGUGACAGAUGAAGCCGCUUUAAAGGACAUUGUGGAUGCACUCGGUGAAAGGAUUUUCAGUUUAGAAGGAGGAACCAAUAAGAAUGAGACAUCAUUUGGGCUUGAAAUGUCCCAGGCAGGGUUCUCAUCCCAUGUGGUGGAGGAUGGGAUAUUACUCGGUGCUGUUGGAGCAUAUGACUGGAAUGGAGCCGUUUUAAAAGAAACAAGCAGUGGAAAAGUGAUUCCACGGAGAGAGUCCUACCUGAAGGAGUUUCCUGAUGAGCUUAAGAACCACGGAGCUUACCUCGGCUACACUGUCACCUCUGUGAUAACCCCACAGCGUGUCAGGCUGUAUGUGGCAGGGGCUCCAAGGUUCAACCACACAGGAAAAGUGAUCAUCUUCAGCAUGCAGGGAAUGGACAAUCUCAUUAUCCACCAGUCUCUUCGAGGACAACAGAUCGGAUCAUACUUUGGCAGUGAAAUUGACUCUGUAGAUGUAGAUGGUGACGGGGUAACGGAUGUCCUCUUGGUUGGAGCGCCAAUGUUCUUCAGUGAUGUCAGGGAGCGCGGCAGAGUCUCUGUGUAUGUGAUGAGAGAAAAGCGGUUCUUUCCAGAUGGGGUGCUCCAAGACUGGGACAGCUCGCAGGACUCCCGAUUUGGAUAUGCCAUAGCGGCAGUGCCAGAUCUUAAUCAGGACUCUUUCAACGACGUGGUGAUUGGAGCUCCUCUAGAAGAUGGACACAAAGGUGCAAUCUAUAUCUUCCAUGGGUUUAAAAAGAACAUUUUGAAAAGGUACAAACAGCGUAUUGCUGCCACCGACCUGUCUCCCCAGCUGGUGUAUUUUGGGUGCAGUAUUCAUGGGGAGAUGGAUAUGAAUGAGGAUGGCCUGGUGGACCUGGCAGUGGGUUCCAUGGGAAAUGCUGUUGUGCUUUGGAGUCGCAGCAUUGUACAGGUUAACGCCACCAUCAGGUUUGAGCCACCAAAGAUCAACAUUUUCAGUAAAGAGUGCCACAGGAACGGACGAGAAGCCACUUGCAUGGCAGCAUUCAUCUGCUUCUCCCCAAUGUUUAAAGCGCCUCAAUUCUAUGGGCAGAGCGUGGCCAUUAAAUACAAUGUCACGAUUGAUGAGCGGAGAUACACGCCCCGCGCUGUUAUUGAUGACAUUGGAGGAGACAAGCACUUUAUUAAAACAAUCAGAGCCACAAGUGGGCACAGCCAGUGCCAACAGCUCAACUUCCAUGUCUUGGAUACAGCAGACUAUGUAAAGCCAAUCACCUUUUCCUUGGAGUACGAGCUGGCAUUUCCAGAUCAAGGACCUCUACUGGAGGAGGGCUGGCCAACAUCUCUCAAGGCGUCGGUUCCCUUUUGGAAUGGAUGUAGCCAGGAUGAGCGCUGCGUACCUGACCUCUUCCUGGAUGUGAGACACGAUAUCCCGACUGCACUGGAGUACUGCCAGCGAUCUCUCAGAAGAUCCGCUUCAGACUGCGCUACCUUUAUGCGUUCUUUCGACAAUUCUGUCUUCAUCAUACAAGGAAGUAGAAGGCGAGUGGCCUUGGAGGCGACACUAGAAAACAGAGGGGAGAACGCAUAUAGUACCGUACUCAACAUUUCCCACUCUCGGAAUCUGCAGUUUGCCAGCCUGAUUACUAAGGAGGAGUCAGACAUUAAAAUGGAAUGUAAGAGUGAUGACCACAUUCCGCACUGCAAAAUCUGUAACAUCAGCUUCCCUUUCUUCAGAGCCAAGGCCAAGGUGGCAUUCCGAGUAGACUUUGAAUUAAGUAAGUCUGUUUUUCUUCCAUCUCUGCAAAUCCAUCUUACAGCAAGCAGUGACAGUGAAGAACUAGAGGGUACAAUUGGCGAUAAUGAGGUUUUAUUGCACUUCAACCUGAAGUAUGAAUCUGAUCUACUGUUCACUAGAUCUUCCAGUCUGGACCAGUAUGAAGUCAAUUUUCAGGGGUCUACUGACAGAUACAAUGCAAUCGGGCCUCCGUUCAACUGCACCUUUAAGAUCCAAAAUUUGGGCAUUUUCCCUGAGGAUAUCACUAUUAAGAUAACUGUGCCUGUGGCUACUCGUGGAGGGAACCGCCUGCUCAUGUUGCAGCAGCUGAUCAGCGACCAGGGAAAUGAAACCUGCAAUGUCUGGGGCAACAAUACGGAUUACAGAAAGAGACCAUCAGAGGAGGACCUGAGUCACAUCCCGCAGCUGAAUCACAGUAACGCUGAUGUGGUGUCCAUUGACUGCACUGUGAGCCUGGCACCCAAUCAGGAAGCAGCACUCUCCCUGUAUGGACAGCUAUGGAGCAGAUCUUUCCGUGUGAUAACCUUCCGCUCUGUGAGUUUGGUUACUUUUGCGGUCUUACAACGGAAAUUCCACAGUCCUUUUAUUUUCAGAGAAGAGGAACCCAGUCGCCAGAUCACAUUUGAAAUUACUAAGCAGGAGGAAUGGGAGGUUCCAUUGUGGAUAAUAGUCAUCAGUACAUUAGGUGGGCUGCUGCUGCUGGCUCUCCUGGUUCUGGCUCUCUGGAAGCUGGGAUUCUUUAAACGGAGUCACCACGAGAGGGAGGAAGAAGACAAAGUGUUGGAGUGAUCAGCCCACUGUCUGCACCCAUACAUAUAUACUUCAAGCCAUGGAGGUCAGAGAGGAGAGCUGGCUCAGAUGAUUGAAAACUAAUGGACAGUAGCAAUUAUCUUGGAAAGGCCUAAGUGCACAGGACUGAAGGCAAAACGGUAACUCGGACGUUACCACCAAAUGCUGCCUCAGGGAGUACUAGCUCCCACCUCCUCUUCAUCAUCUAUUUAUUUCAUUAUUGACCUCCACUCUUUGAACUUUCAGCCAAAGACCGAACUUGCAAGCUCUGACAGGUUCUGCUCAGGGAUCAAAUCUACCAGUCACUACAAACAGGUGGAGACCACUGUCUGUUUCCCUGGAGUUCUCCCUCCGUAUUCUAAGCCUGGAAUUAUUAUUUCCUUUUUCUAGUUUUUGUUUAUUUCUAAAAUACCCUGUAGCAUGGCCAGGAAACAGAAGAUUUCAGAACUACUUCUCUAAGUUGGAUAAAAAAAGAACUAAAAUUAGAUUUUGUUUUUGAGUCUCAAUGUCAGGAUGGAGUUUUGUACAAAAAGCCUUAGUUCACAAUCAUGCACAGAUCACUUUUCAUUGAUCAUUCUCCUAGGUAAAAUGUUAAAAAGAAAUAUUGUCUUGUGUUGUGGUUUGCUAAAAUGCCUAGAUUCUCAAAAUUUGACUAUUUGAAAAACAUAGCGGCGGCUGCCAUGUUUUGGUUAAGAGAGUAUUCAUGAGAAUGCGAUUUAAGUCAGGAACCAGUAACAUUGAUAGCACUAUUUUUCCAUUAGUCCAGUUUAAAUAAACUGGGAUGUAAAUAUUUAAAAAUAGAAGUAAAGCACAUUGGGGGGGGGGAUCCAAUUAGACGCGAUAAUGAGCCAAAUCACCAUAUUUUUACCUUGAAAGAGGGAUUUUGCACUACUUAUCCCCUGCUCAGAGAUGAAGAGAAAUUUGCAGUAAGCCUGAUGAAGACUCAUCGCCAAUAACUAUUCGCAGCUAAAUAGAUCCCAAGUUAUCACUAAUGCGAUAAAAUAUUGUGAAGCCGCAUUAUUGCAGCUAAUUGGAUACCCCCAUAAUUUUGACAAGGUUAUUUUAUUUUCAUAUGUAAUCAAUAACACAGCUGCAGAGUCUCAUCAUCUCAUAACUGGCAAUGGAAAAAAUGCACCUUUGCAAACCUAGAACUUUUAUAUAAAGGCAUAAAGUUAUUUUCCUCUUACUCAAAACACUUAUUGGCCCGGAUGAAAUUCCAGCCAAGUUUGGAGGUUGUGUGGGAUGCCGGUCGAACUCUGACUUUUUUUUAAAGAGGCAAUCACUUACAA